CAAGCAGAGAAGUCCCCGCCCCCUCCGACAGCCGGUGCGUCGCCACGGCACCUCAGACUGGCAUGUGUAGCUGUCCCGGCCAUUUUGGACAAGGGCGGGAAGGCGCAGCGACCCGGCGAACCAGGGCUGGCGUCACAAUGGGCACGACUGCGUGGAAGGAGAGUUCGAGAGGCCGCGUUGCCGCCAUUUUUCCUAAGUUCUGAUUAUGUACCCUCUGCCCUCCUGUCUCAGUUGUGAUCCACUCCAGUGGGCCCUCGAGAGGCCAGUCUGCCCUCUUGUAUCUGUGAUGCCCGCCCUCCAACCCCUGGGCCCGGGGUGGGGGCGAUCGUGAGCGCGGGGCGCCGCGGGUGACCAGACCCGAUAGGAGAGGCGGCUGUCCUGUCGCCGGCGCCGGUGGUUCCCAUGGCGCCGCCUUUGGCUCCGCUCCCGGCGCGGGCCCCGAACCAGGCAGGGGCCAAGUGCCGGGAGCCCUGGGCUGUAACCUUCGCGGACGUGGCCGUGUACUUCUCCUCGGAGGAGUGGAAGUGUCUGUGCCCCGCGCAGAGAGCCCUGUACCGGGACGUGAUGCUCGAGACCUACGGCCUCCUGAGCGCGCUCGGAGGCGGAGGCACCAAGCCAGCGCUGAUCUCCUGGGUGGAGGGAGAGGCCGAACUGUGGGAUCCAGAUGCCCGGGAUCCAGAGGUGGUGGCCGAGUGGCCAGCAGAAGCAGACACAGCAGAUUCUAGAAACGAGGAGGAGAAAAAAGAAAGGGAAGUGGCUGAAGCACUGGAGAAGAUAUUUCCUACGGACUCUCGGCCCCCUGGACUGAAGGUCCCCCAGUCCUCCUCUGCUGGCCUUCUCUACAGCUUGCAGCGGCCCUCCAAGGCACAUCACCGGGGGCGCCCUCCGCUCCGAGCGCACCCUUCUGUCCCGAGAGCAGACCAGCGUCACGGCUGCUAUGUGUGUGGAAAGAGCUUUGCCUGGCGCUCCACGCUGGUGGAGCAUCUCUACACGCACACAGGCGAGAAGCCUUUCCAGUGCCCUGACUGCGGCAAGGGCUUGGGCCGGGCCUCGUCUCUGAGCAAGCAUCGGGCCAUCCACCGAGGGGAACGGCCCCACCGCUGCCCGGAUUGCGGUCGGGCUUUCACGCAGCGCUCGGCUCUCACCACCCACCUUCGGGUCCACACGGGCGAGAAACCCUACUGCUGUGCUGACUGUGGCCGCUGCUUCCGCCAGAGCUCCGCCCUGCACCAGCACCAGCGGGUGCACAGUGGCAAGACCCCUUUCCCCUGUGCAGACUGUGGCCGCGCCUUCGCCCAUUCCUCAGACCUGCGGCGCCACGUCCGUACCCACACAGGCGAGAAACCCUACCCGUGCCCGGACUGCGGGCGCUGCUUCCGGCAGAGCUCAGAAAUGGUAGUCCACAGGCGUACCCACAGCGGCGAGCGCCCCUACCCCUGUCCUCAGUGCGGCAGGUGUUUCAGCCAGAAGUCAGCCAUGGCCAAGCACCAGUGGGUCCAUCGGCCGAGAGUCGGGGGCUGCAGGGGCCGGGGAAGCAGCGGGUUGCCUAUGUCCCUGGCCCCUGGCCCGGGGGACCUAGACCCACCUGUGGGCUUCCAUUACUACCCAGAGAUUUUCCAGGAGUGUGGGGGACAACCUCAGAAGUGACAGGCAAGGGUGAUGAUCCAGACACUGUCUGGGGCCCCCAGAUGAGCUCGAAGGGGCCUCUGUGGCAGCCUUGACGACGGUCACAGAGUCUAGCAAGAGCGGGACUUGGGGACCAGGGCUGUUCUCCUAGGCCCUCACCAGCUCCAUGUGCUGAUACUUUGCUCCCUACUGCUCUAAACUAGGCUAUAGAUGGGCUCCCUGCUACAAGGUGAGAACCACUAGACUUUGUUGAGGAGAACUUCGUUGGCUCAGUAUCUUUUUUUUUUUUUUUUUUGUGGUGCUGGGAUAAAACCCAGGGCUUAGGUUUGCUGAGAAAGUGUUACCACUGAGCUACAUCCCAGCCCCUCCCUUUUUGGAGGUAUUGGAGAGUGAACUCAGGCUUUUUACACUGAACUACAGCCCCAGCCCUUAAUUUUAUUUUUAUUUUAAGAUGGGUCUCACUAUUUUGCUAAGUUGCCCA
Molecule: messenger RNA, 2107 nt
Organism: Chinchilla lanigera (long-tailed chinchilla)
Lineage: Eukaryota; Metazoa; Chordata; Mammalia; Rodentia; Chinchillidae
Gene: Znf764
Product: zinc finger protein 764
Exons: 3
Coding region: 403-1647 (414 amino acids)
Biological process (GO): negative regulation of transcription by RNA polymerase II
Cellular component (GO): nucleus
Molecular function (GO): RNA polymerase II cis-regulatory region sequence-specific DNA binding; DNA-binding transcription repressor activity, RNA polymerase II-specific
Source: RefSeq, a predicted model, not a curated record